Molecule: messenger RNA, 2071 nt
Organism: Doryrhamphus excisus (bluestripe pipefish)
Lineage: Eukaryota; Metazoa; Chordata; Actinopteri; Syngnathiformes; Syngnathidae
Gene: mri1
Product: methylthioribose-1-phosphate isomerase 1
Molecular function (GO): S-methyl-5-thioribose-1-phosphate isomerase activity
Source: RefSeq, a predicted model, not a curated record
UGGCCAAAGGGGAGAGGACUUCCGGCUUGGUGGACACGUGGUUCCGUGUCUGUCUGCCUGUCAGCGUGUGAAGCGCUACAACCCUCUUCUCCUAAAACCUUCUCCUCCCUCCUUCUGGCGUCAACUUUAUUCUUAGCAGCGACCUUCCCGUCAAACCAGCAAAGUGUGAGAGUCAAGGUGUGCGCGAGAGCACGCUCGCGCGCGUGUGAGUGUUAGUGUGUGUGACUGUGAAGUGUGAUAGAGAAGCAGCUACCGGUCGGCCCGCGGUCUCCCCCCGCCCCCCUCCCCAACAUCGUCGUGUCGGUCAUGACGCUGGAAUCGAUCCGCUACCGGAGCGGGUCUCUGCAGAUCCUCGACCAGCUGGUGCUGCCUCAGCAGACCGUCUACGAUGACAUCCGGUCCGUGCAGGACGCCUACGAGGCCAUCAAGUCCAUGAAGGUUCGGGGGGCCCCAGCCAUCGCCAUCGUGGGCUGCCUCAGCUUGGCCGUGGAGUUACGAGCAGGUGCAGGCGGCGAUGACCCAGUGACAUUCAUCCGGGAGUCUCUGUGUCACCUGACCUCAGCCAGACCCACUGCUGUCAACAUGGGCCGUGCUGCCCGCGAACUGAUGGAGUUUGCGGAGAACGAGAGCAUGGAGAAGAACUCUGAGCAGCUGAGAGAAAGUGUAAUAGCCUGGAUCGAAGACAUGCUGGAGCGAGACGUCAAUGACAACAAGAAGAUCGGCAACUAUGGCGCCCAGCACAUCCUUUCUGGCGUCCCGAGGGACUCCGUGACCAUCCUCACGCACUGCAACACCGGCUCCCUCGCCACCGCUGGAUACGGGACUGCACUGGGAGUGGUACGAAGCCUCCACUCGUUGGGCAGGCUGAAGCGUGUCUACUGCACAGAAACCAGGCCGUACAACCAGGGCUCUCGACUAACGGCGUACGAGGCGGUAGCCGAGGGAAUCCCCGCUACACUCAUCACCGACAGCAUGGCGGCCCUCACCAUGAGAGAGAUGAACAUCACAGCUGUUGUGGUUGGAGCAGACAGGGUCGUUGCCAAUGGCGACACGGCCAAUAAAGUGGGAACAUACCAGCUAGCCAUUGCUGCCAAGCAUCAUGGGAUACCGUUCUAUGUGGCGGCACCCAGCACCUCAUGCGACCUAAGCCUGGAGAGUGGCAGAGACAUCAUCAUCGAAGUUCGCCCGCCUGAGGAACUCACCAGUAUUAAUGGCGUCACCAUUGCUGCUCCAGGUAUUGAGGUGUGGAACCCAGCCUUCGACGUGACCCCCCACCAGAUGAUCACAGGAGGCAUCAUCACAGAGCUGGGGGUCUUCCUGCCCUCGGAGCUCCAAGCGGCCCUCACUGGCCGCCUCACUGCUCUCUAGAGCAUCACCUGCUGGCGUCGGUGCGCCACUGCACCUUAACACACACACUCUCACACACACUCACUCUCCAUCAUGAUGUGGUUCCACGUUUUUCCUCACACACAUCCCCAAACACACACUGCAGGGAGUCAAAGAGACGUGUGCAGCUACCUUCCACAAUUUUUGUAUGAUUUUCCUAGAAUUACUGUCACUUGACAUUAGUGAACAACGUCAUGUCUUUUUAAAAAGCGACGGAAGCACAUUUACAAUCACAAAUGAGGGGAUUUGAUUUGUACAAACAACUGACUCAACUGUUUUGGAUUUAUUUCAAUGUUGGACAUCCGUUCAGCUAUGCUGUCCACUUGUAAAUACACGUGUCCUGCUGGUUGCGUGUACAUAAUGUACAAAAUGUAGCCACUGCUAGUUUCAAUCAUCAUAAUGUUAUAUUAACAUUCAUGUUUGUGUUGCUGUCGACACGCUUGUAGGGGAGCCAUCCACAUUUAUAGCUGUAAUACCAGUAGACCUGUCAUGAUAACUGGACCAUAAUUCUUCUGCAAAUUAUUGCCUCUUUGUUGAGUGAACCUAAUGAUAAUAUAUGACACCAUAAUGCAGGUACACCAUAUCAAAAACAAAUUUCAUUUCUCAAGAGUAUUAAUUAACAUUGUAAUUGGAUGGAAUGUAUGUAUAACUAACAAAUAAAGUCAUAAGUCCUAAAUUUACACAA